This is a messenger RNA of Phoenix dactylifera (date palm), 1125 nucleotides long. The record is from RefSeq and is a predicted model, not a curated record. NCBI's taxonomy places the organism in Eukaryota, Viridiplantae, Streptophyta, Magnoliopsida, Arecales, Arecaceae.
GUCUAUAUUAAUAUGAAAACGUUUUUGAUUACACUGCCGAUAAUUGGUGAUUACAACAACCUGCAAACUCUGCGAAUCAGGAUGCUUGGAGAUUUUCUGGCUUUCAGGGAUCCCGCACUUUUUUCUAUCACUCAGCUACGCUUGGCUUGGCUUGGAGAAUUAUCUGGAAAAGCACCCGUGAAAAUGGACAGUCUGAACUCCGUCACUCUGGUACUUCGUUUUCAAAUCACUGGGGACGUCCUUUUUGCUCAGGCACCAAACCUGCACCAGCUCCAUUCAUUGACACUAUGGGGAAGGUUGUCACUCGAAACACUCAAACCACAGCAGCAGCUCCCAGACAGCAGUCAAUUCCCGCCAAACCUCACCAAGCUCAUAUUAUGGAAUUCUAAAUUGGAGCAAGACCCAAUGCCGGUGCUGGAGAAGCUGCCAAACCUCAGGUUUCUUCAACUGAACGCAUUUGCAUACGUAGGGAAGAGCAUGUCGUGUUCUUCUGCUGGUGGCUUUCCUCGACUGCAACACUUGAUAUUAUUCUUUCUACACAAUUUAAGGGAAUGGAGAGUGGAGGCUGGGGCGAUGCCCAGCCUCACCCACUUAACUAUCAAUAGAUGCAGAAUGUUGAAGAUGCUUCCUGAGGGAUUGCAGCACAUGACCACACUUAUCCACUUAACUAUCAACUAUUGCGACAAGUUGGAGAUGCUUCCUGAGAGAUUGCAGCAGGUGACCACCCUUCGACGACUGAAGCUGAGUCUCAUGCCCCGUGAGUUGAAUAACAGGGUCAGAAAUACGGUCCGACACAUCCCCUCCAUUAUUUUUGAACAUGAGUUGCAGGAGGAGAUGCUUUCAAUUUACGGUUAGCUGAAGUGAUGAUCCAGUCAAUAAGGUUCUCUGGCUUUCUUUAAUAUAUACAAGGCAACACUUCUAGCUAUUUCUUAUGGAACCAUGGAACUCUUGAUUGUAUUAGUUCUUAUUUUUCAUUUCCAAAUCAUAUAGAUUUGAUGGAAUUGUUAAUUUUCUGUAAUGUAUUUGAUAAUGCUUUUCACACAUGAACUUCUAUUUCGACUUGCAAAUAUUUGGCGAUAUAUGUUAUAUUCUGAUGAAAUCUUCUUUUCUGUUGUUUCUUCAGUA